Molecule: messenger RNA, 3307 nt
Organism: Homalodisca vitripennis (glassy-winged sharpshooter)
Lineage: Eukaryota; Metazoa; Arthropoda; Insecta; Hemiptera; Cicadellidae
Gene: singed
Product: protein singed
Exons: 12
Coding region: 179-1891 (570 amino acids)
Biological process (GO): cell migration; establishment or maintenance of cell polarity; actin filament bundle assembly
Cellular component (GO): cytoplasm; actin cytoskeleton
Molecular function (GO): protein-macromolecule adaptor activity; actin filament binding
Source: RefSeq, a predicted model, not a curated record
AUCUUCUGUGUUCUGUUCUGUCAGUUCGUUUCGUGCAGUGCCCAGGUUAGGUUAGUCGACGUUGUCGGUCGGUAAAAAUCCGUGUUUAGUUGUUUGUAGACCUUCCAUCUGUGUGAAACUGUUUUCAACAGCUCCUCCGGCCCCUUCAAGACUGAUUACAGUAAGUUUGACGACCAGAAUGAACGGGGUAAACGGCAUGAACGGCCACCACGAGAACGGCGAGCUUUCUAACGGCUCGAACAAGGGCGUGUGGACUAUCGGGCUCAUCAACUGCCAGUUCAAGUAUCUGACGGCGGAGACGUUCGGGUUCAAGACUUUUGAUCAAAACUCUCGUUUGGGCUCUGUAAUUAUAAACGCGAACGGUGCCUCCUUGAAGAAGAAGCAGAUCUGGACUCUGGAACCGGCCGGGGGGGAGGCUGCCGCCAUCUACCUCCGGUCCCACUUGGGCAAGUACCUAGCGGUAGACAGCUUCGGCAACGUGACGUGCGAGAGUGACGAGAAGGAACAGGGUGGCAAAUUCCUCAUCACCGUCCCCGACAACAGCAACCCUUCUGGCCGCUGGGCGCUCAAGAACAUCGCGAGAGGGUACUACCUGGGUGCCUCUGCUGACAAGCUGACCUGCACGGCCAAGACCCCUGGCAACGCGGAGUUCUGGCUGGUUCAUCUGGCCGCGAGACCACAGGUCAACCUGCGUUCCGUCGGACGCAAACGAUUCGCCCACCUCUCGGAGAACCUGGAUGAAAUCCACGUAGACGCCAACAUACCUUGGGGGGAAGACACCCUCUUCACCCUGGAGUUCAGGGUGGACGAUGGCGGCAAGUAUGCUCUUCACACCUGCAACAACAAGUACCUCUCAAGGGAAGGCAAGUUGGUGGACGAAUGUAACCCCAACUGUCUCUACUCUGCUGAGUACCACAGUGGACAGCUGGCUCUCAGAGACAUCUCCGGGGCCUAUCUUUCUCCUAUUGGCAGCAAGGCAGUGCUCAAAUCUCGGUCCAACUCUGUCACAAAGGAUGAACUUUUUACGCUUGAAGACUCUCUUCCACAGGCAUCUUUUGUGGCUGCCCUCAAUUCGAGAUACGUCUCCGUCAAACAGGGUAGUAACACGAAUGUUGUCGGUGGCCGAGGCUUCGGCAUCGGUAAGCCGGCGGAGGUCGAUACAAGCGGCCCAGGAGUGGAUGUGACAGCCAAUCAGGAUGAAAUUUCGGAUCACGAAACAUUCCAGCUGGAGUGGGAUUCUGCGACCAAGCGAUGGUACAUUCGGACAAUGCAAGACCGCUACUGGACACUGGAGAGUGGUGGAGGCAUCCAAGCUUCAGGAGACAAGAGGUCUUCCAAUGCCCUAUUUGAUCUGGUGUGGCAGGGAGAUGGCUCUGUCUGCUUCCGUGCAAACAACGGAAAACUGAUAGCUACCAAGCGCUCCGGACAUCUCUAUGCCAACUCUGAUGUUGUUGAUGACUCCAGCAAAUACUUCUUCUAUCUUGUCAACAGGCCAAUCCUUGUACUGAAGUGCGAACAAGGUUUUGUUGGAUUCAAGGCAGGCUCUAGUAUUCGUCUAGAGUGUAAUAGAGCCACAUACGAGACAAUUCAAGUAGAGAGAGGAGAAAAGGGUGUUGUCUAUUUCAAAGUUGGCUGUAAGAUUCCCAGAAUAAGGAGCAUUCAAGGAAGGAAAACAUUAGUUUGUCGGAAUGGAAAGUACUGGCACGUAGAUGGAGAAGGUGUCAAUGUGGAUUCUGAUGCUGCCGAAGGAUUCUUCCUUGAACUCCGAGAGCCAACACGGAUCUGUUUGAAGUCUGCCGGACCCAGUGGAUGCUAUCUCAGUGCAGGGAAGAACGGAGCGUUCCGUCUUACUGACACUGAUUGUGCAACUGCUACGAAAUGGGAAUAUUAGUUCUUGUAACUUACGACCUCAUUGUAUUGGAGGCAGAAUUGUUUUUUUGGAAACAUUUUUGACCCUAAUAAUGACUUUUUACAGAUCACUUUUAAUUCUUUAAGACAAACUCCAGACAAGGAUUUACGAUCAAAGCCGAAAAUGUUUUCAACCAAACUCUUUCAGCCUGACUCGCUUUUAUCCUAAAAGCAGAAAUGAAUAAGACCUGCUGAAUUUUCCUCCCUCAAAUAAAAUGCUUCGUGUAUUUAAAAGCACAAAAUGUGAAUUUUGUAGUAUAGAUAUUUGUGAUAUCUCUUUGGUUUGUCCUAACUUUACUGUCUAGCUUUAUGUCAAACCCCUUUCUCUACCACCUGUGGUAAGGCACUAACUUAUGAACUGCCAUAGAGCAUUUCCAACUGCCAACAAAUCAGGUAAACCCUAGCAAAUACCAUUUUUAAUCAUUUUUGACAAGGCUUUUUACGACUUACUACUGCCAAAAAAAGUAGUAACCAAUUUGACUUUUCUAAAACUUAAACAGGGAGCAUUUUUAUAAGGUUUUAUAUAUGAGCAAUACACAACAACUUGUCUAUCUUAUUUAAUAUUUAUACAUUUUUGUAAAUAAUUUUUUUUAGAUUUAGGUAUUUCCUACGUAUGAGUGUUGUAUUUUUGCUGAUAGAAUUGUCAAAAAAGACUGCAUUUUUUCUAAAUCAAAAAGAGGCAAUGGAUUUUGAUCAGAAAUAGGCUUUUUCAUACCACUGUGAUAAUUGGUUGUCUUUGAUGUUAGAAUAAGAUUUUCAAAAUUCUUUUCCCCUCCCCUCAAACUACUUUUGAUGUUCCUAUUUUUACAGUGUUUAGCAGGAGUGAAAAGGAACACUAGUCUCGAUUAAUUCGAACAGUACUAAAUUUAAGUUUUCAGCUGCAGAAACUUAAUGACUACUUUUGUUUCAUAUUUGAGGUCCUUAAAAAUAAAACUAAUAGCGUUGUGUAUACAGUAACCUUGCUGAAUUCCCUUACUAACUGUGUUUAGCUUUUUGAGGAAUGACUGUGUGAAUGUUUUUAUAAACAGUAACAAUAAACAAUUGUUAUAUCACAUUUCUCUCUUCUUUGUUCCUUUAGUUAGGUUAAGUUGUACUUAUUAUAUUUGGUUUAGGUUAUUUAAGUUAUUUAUAUACCAAAAAUAUUAUGCCACUUACUGGUCCUCUUCAUAUUAUUUAGCAAAUAUUAUUUUAUACAGAUCGUUUUAUUUUUGCUGUUGACGAUUUUCAAAGUUUUAAGUACAUGGAUGUUUUUGAAUGAACUAGUUUGUGCCUGUUGAAGUGAAGAAGGCAGAUGUUUGAAUGUUGAUAUCCAAUAUUUGUUGUUUCCCUUAUAAGCUCAGUGUUUAAGAGAGCAUCCAACUUUGUAAUUUAUACUCAAUAAAUAUGUAUAAAAAUAAAA